UUGGCGGUAAGCCGUAGUAAUGUUGUAUUUUUUCCACAGGAUUUGUGAAAGCAGUCACCGUAAAUUGCUUGUUAGAGGGAGAUGUGAGACAGGCUGUCUCGCUCGUCAGUAGCGGAAAGUUAAAGAGUAGGAGAGUCAAUGGACGAAUAGUUUGCACCAAAACAAAGUUCGUUUAAAGUGUUUCAAAGUCCAAACCCAUUGUGGCCUGUUACUCAAUCAUGGCAGCACCAAUCCGUCGGACGGCCGCACAGCUGUUAAAAAAACGCCACUUCACCACGUCAAGUGCGUUCAGAAACCGCCCGGAAACCGCCAAGGAUGAUACCAAUGUCGUCAGAUCUCCGUACAAGGAUAUACCCACUCUGAAUUGCACAGCUAAUGACUUCAUCUGGCAGAACUUGGAUAGAUGGCCCGACAAGACUGCUACGGUAUGCGCAGUGUCAGGCCGUGGCUACACGUACGCGCAAACUCACAAGAUGUCGAUGCUAUUCGCCGCGUCCCUCCGAACCAAGCUCAAGCUCCGAGAGGACGAUACGGUCGCCAUCCUCCUACCCAACGUACCUGAGUACCCGUGUAUACUGUUCGGGAUACUGCAAGCGGGCUGUAUCGCCUCGCCUAUGAACCCGGCUUAUACUGCUCAUGAGCUCCAAACCCAAUUCGAAACGGUGAACUGCAAAGCGGUCAUCACCUCAAAACAGUCGUACCCCACCAUAGCAGCAGCCCUCAAAUCCAUGAAGAAAUCCAUCCCUAUCAUCAUCACCGACCACGAAGAGUUACCCGAAGGAACCAUCAAAUACGCUGAACUGGCCGAGGACAUGACUAUAGAUACGGACUGCCUGAAGUCCGUGAGACGAGGGCCCAAAGAUAUAGGCAUUAUCCCGUUUUCGAGUGGAACUACGGGGUUCCCUAAAGGUGUUGUUUUGACGCAUGGGAGUAUAGUUGCGCUGAAUCAAAUGAUUGCUGAUCCGGAGAUUGUGGCUAUUAAGGAGACUACAGCGACAUACCAGACCGUAAUGCCUGCGGUGUUGCCGUUCUUCCACAUCUUCGGCUUCAACGUGGUGCUCAUGAACCAGAUGUCGCUGGGCUGCAAGCUGGUGACGUUGCCAUAUUUCAAGCCGGACCUGUUCAUACAAUCUAUUGCUGGGCACAAGGCGAACUGCCUGUUCCUUGUGCCGCCUAUGGCGCUAUUCCUGGGCAAGCACCCGGCAGUAACUCCUAAGCACCUGGAGACUCUGCACGCCAUCAUCUGCGGCGCCGCGCCGCUCUCGCCAGAAGACGCUGAGGCCGUCGUGGCUAAGAAUAAAAACAUCCUAUUCCGGCAAGGCAACGGCCUCACCGAGACCAACGGGUCGGUGUCCAUAGGACGCAACACAGAAGUGAACUACGCCUCGGUAGGGUACACUCUCGGCAGCACACAGACCAAGAUCGUGGACGUCGGCAGUGGACAAGCUCUAGGGCCUAAUCAGGAAGGCGAGAUCUGGUUCCGAGGCCCGAACCUGAUGCGAGGCUACUGGAACAACGAGGAGGCGACGCGUGAAGUGUUAACUGAAGACGGCUGGUUCAAGACGGGAGACAUCGGGAAGUACGACGAGAAACACUCCUUCUAUGUCACUGAUAGGAUCAAGGAGCUUAUUAAGGUCAAAGGCUUCCAAGUACCGCCAGCAGAACUGGAGGCGAUCAUUCGGACGCACCCCAAAGUGAUGGACUGCGCUGUCGUCGGUACCAAAGACCCGAUAACCGGGGAAGCCCCGAAAGCCUUCCUAGUGGUCAAACCGAACCAAACAGUCAGUGAGGAAGAAAUCAAAGAAUAUGUUAACAGUAAGGUUAUAGACUUUAAAAAGGUGAAGGAAGUACAGUUUGUGGACGCCAUUCCUAAGAGUGCGGCCGGUAAAAUACUGAGGAAAGAUCUGAAAGCUAAGUAUUGUUAAAUUGAUUAGCUUUAUUGAGAUGUUUUUGUGGACCAAUAAGAUUCGUUUACGUAUUUAGUGGUAGGUAGAACAUUAAUAUAUCUGCUACUUAUUAGCCUACUUUACGGUUUUGUAAAAACAUAAAAAUAUAUUGUUGAAGUAAUGUUUAAAAAAAGUACUUAUGUAAGUACACAAGUGGUAUUAAAUAUGUAUUAUUGGACUAUGAUGAAUGAAAAUCAAAACUAUCGUAAGAUUUUUAUCAUGUCAGUAUUGAAGGAACUAUUGGAUUUGUUUGGUAAUUGGGACCAUUAACUAGGUUUAAGUCGAAGUCUUUAUAAGGUAUGUUUGAUAUAAUAUCAAUGGUUAUUGAUAUUAACUAAUACAUAACAUUACCUAUUAUUACUUUGGUAUCAAGUGUUUCUUGCUUUUUAUAAGAGUUUAUUUUUACUAUGAUACAGUUUAUAUUGUGCAUCUAGAGACAAUUUUUAAGAUGAUUCGUUUUCCAUCGAGGAAAACUAGAACCAAUACAGUUUGUUUGGCCACAGCUGUAAGCCUGUAACCGAAACGAAAGAGUUAAGUAUUUUAAUUAUGUUUUUGUUAUUUACAGAAUUUUUGCUUAUAUUUUAUCUACUAAGUACUUCUUCUACAAAAAGCUUCACUUUGUACUAGUUAUUUUUUUAAAUCGUAUUUUUUUGUGGACGUACUUAGUUUAUACUCGAUUUUUUUGUGUUUAUAUACUCAAACAACACAUAGAAAUUGGAAUUCUUUAAAAAUAAAUAAUAACUGGAUUAACAUGCAAUAAUAACUAGUCUACAAUACUGUUAAUUAUCUUAUAGAAUCUAUUUGUUACGGAAUACAUGUUUAAUAAAUUCAUAUUUUAUAA
Messenger RNA from Plutella xylostella (diamondback moth), 2787 nucleotides. RefSeq lists its product as uncharacterized. Lineage: Eukaryota; Metazoa; Arthropoda; Insecta; Lepidoptera; Plutellidae. Gene Ontology annotation, biological process: fatty-acyl-CoA biosynthetic process; long-chain fatty acid metabolic process. The record is from RefSeq and is a predicted model, not a curated record. Gene Ontology annotation, molecular function: long-chain fatty acid-CoA ligase activity.